AUGAACUCCACCUUGGAUGGUAAUCAGAGCCACCCUUUUUGCCUCUUGGCAUUUGGCUAUUUGGAAACUAUCAAUUUUUGCCUUUUGGAAGUGGUGAUUAUUGUCUUUCUAACUGUAUUGAUUAUUUCUGGCAACAUUAUUGUGAUUUUUGUAUUUCACUGUGCACCUUUGUUGAACCAUCACACUACAAGUUAUUUUAUUCAGACUAUGGCAUAUGCUGACCUCUUGGUUGGAAUAAGUUGCCUGGUCCCAUCUUUAUCACUCCUCCACUACCCCCUUCCAGUAGAGGAGUCCUUGACUUGCCAGAUAUUCGGUUUUGUAGUAUCAGUUCUGAAGAGUGUCUCCAUGGCCUCUUUGGCCUGUAUCAGCAUCGAUAGAUACAUUGCCAUCACUAAACCUUUAACCUAUAAUACGCUGGUUACGCCCUGGAGAUUACGCUUGUGUAUUUUCCUGAUUUGGGUAUACUCCACACUGGUCUUCCUGCCUUCCUUUUUCCACUGGGGCAAACCUGGAUAUCAUGGAGAUGUGUUUCAAUGGUGUGCGAAGUCUUGGCACACAGACCCCUACUUCACUCUGUUCAUCGUGAUGAUGUUAUAUGCCCCAGCAGCUCUCAUUGUCUGCUUCACCUAUUUCAACAUCUUCCGCAUCUGCCAACAGCAUACAAAGGAAAUCAGCAAAAGGCAAGCCCGCUUCAGCAGCCAAAGUGGGGAUACUGGGGAAGUGCAGGCCUGUCCUGAUAAGCGCUAUGCCAUGGUCCUGUUCCGAAUCACUAGUGUAUUUUAUAUCCUCUGGUUGCCAUAUAUCAUCUACUUCUUGUUGGAGAGCUCCACUGGCAACAGCAACCGCUUCGCAUCCUUCUUGACCACCUGGCUUGCUAUUAGUAACAGUUUCUGCAAUUGUGUCAUUUAUAGUCUCUCCAACAGUGUCUUCCAAAGGGGACUAAAGCGCCUCUCAGGGGCCAUGUGUACUUCUUGUGCCAGUCAGACCACAGCCAAGGACCCUUACACAGUUAGAAGUAAAGGCCCCCUUAACGGAUGUCAUGUCUGAAGUGGCUCAGAUAUUGGGUCACUCUGUGUUUUUUUCUUUUUUAUCUCUUUGUCUUCCUAGUUCACUAAGAAAUCUGGGACAGAAUAAUUUGACUCUAAGCAAUA
This is a messenger RNA of Cynocephalus volans (Philippine flying lemur), 1151 nucleotides long. It is a transcript of the gene GPR21, whose product is annotated as G protein-coupled receptor 21. Gene Ontology annotation, biological process: G protein-coupled receptor signaling pathway. Bases 1 to 1047 code for a protein of 348 amino acids. The record is from RefSeq and is a predicted model, not a curated record. The transcript has a single exon. Gene Ontology annotation, molecular function: G protein-coupled receptor activity. Gene Ontology annotation, cellular component: membrane. NCBI's taxonomy places the organism in Eukaryota, Metazoa, Chordata, Mammalia, Dermoptera, Cynocephalidae.